UCCUCCGUGCCCUAUGCUGCCUGUGAGGUUUAAUAUUGCUGCUCUCCACGGGUCCAUCUGAGACCAUAGAAGCUGGACACACGAUGGGGGACUCUUCAGGAAAUGCCAUGGAUGGAGGCACGGACACACAAACUGAACUGGCAGAGCGGGUCGCAGCCCUAGAUGUGUCUGUUGUCCCAGACAGAAGUGACCAAAAUGGUGAAGAUAACGGUGAAGAAAAUGACACAGUGUUUUCUGACAAUGUAAAGGACAUCCAAAGAAAUGGAGUCAACACUGGCGUGGGAACCAAUGAACUUCUACCUUCCCCGCAGUCAGAAGAUGCCCAAUUGAGGCACGUUCCCAAGAGACCUCCCACUAGACCUGGUCUAUCAAGUAGGAAGUUGUCUCUUCAGGAAAGAUCAUCAGGAGGUUAUUUGGCUUCUAGCAACACCCCAGGUUGUGGUCCCUAUGCCACAGGACCAUCACCACGUAUAAUGAGGAGACCAACGAUAGAGUCCAAUCGGGUUUCCAUCUCAGAUUCUGAGGACUGUGUGCAAUUAAACCAGUACAAGCUGCAGAGCGAAAUAGGCAAGGGUUCCUACGGCGUUGUGAAACUGGCCUACAACGAGAACGACGACAAGUAUUACGCUAUGAAAGUCCUCUCCAAAAAGAAGCUCUUGAAGCAGUACGGAUUUCCACGUCGGCCUCCUCCCAGAGGGUCCAAAGCAUCCUCUGGAGAGCAGCCCAAGCCCAUGGCACCACUGGACAGAGUCUAUCAGGAAAUAGCCAUCCUAAAGAAGCUGGACCACAUCAACAUUGUUAAGCUGAUAGAGGUCCUUGAUGAUCCUGCAGAGGACAACUUGUACAUGGUGUUUGACCUCAUGAGGAAAGGGCCUGUCAUGGAGGUCCCCAGUGAGCAGCCCUUCAGUGAGGAGCAGGCUCGGCUCUACUUCCGAGACAUCGUCCUGGGCAUCGAGUACUUGCACUACCAGAAGAUCAUCCACCGGGACAUCAAACCUUCCAACUUGCUCUUAGGGGAUGAUGGGCACAUCAAAAUCGCUGAUUUUGGAGUCAGCAAUCAGUUUGAAGGGAAUGAUGCCCAGCUCUCCAGCACGGCAGGGACACCAGCCUUCAUGGCACCCGAGGCCAUCUCACAGACUGGCAAGAGUUUCAGUGGAAAGGCACUUGAUGUCUGGGCCAUGGGGAUCACCCUGUACUGCUUUGUUUAUGGGAAGUGCCCUUUUAUAGAUGAAUACAUUCUGGGUCUUCAUAACAGGAUCAAGACCAAGCCUGUGGAGUUCCCAGAAGAAGCACAGAUAAGUGAUGAACUCAAGGAACUGAUGCUGCACAUGCUCGAUAAAAAUCCAGAAACAAGGAUAACAGUCCCUGAAAUUAAGGUGCACCCUUGGCUGACCAGGGGUGGGGAGGAGCCGCUGCCGCUGGAGGAGGAGCACUGCUCCGUGGUGGAGGUGACCGAGGAGGAGGUGAAGAACUCGGUGAAGACCAUCCCCAGUUUGCCAGCUGUGAUCCUGGUGAAGGCCAUGCUAAGGAAACGCUCCUUUGGAAAUCCCUUCGAGGUCCAGGCGAGGCGGGAGGAGAGAUCCAUGUCUGCCCCAGGGAAUUUGCUGAUCAAACAAGGGAGCAGAGAAGGAGCCAGGGACCCGGAGCUGCCCGACGUGUGUGAAGACGAAGCCACGUCCUGAGGCCGCCCGGCCGGUCACGCACGUGCUGCUGCUGUUGUGCCCAUCGUGGUGUUGUGUAGCACCAUCGCCCUCAUCACCCCCUCUGGGGCCUGCAAAGCAAAAGAAACACCACCAAACAAAAGCCACCAAAACGGGACCCACCCAGAAAACCAGGCAGGAGGAGCAGAGCAGCCAGAAGGAGCAGAGCGAGCCCUCGGGCGAGGUGUCCGUGCCCUCCUCCGCGUGUGCCUUGCUCUCCACUUGUGCUUCACCCCUGGGCUCUGCCCUUGGGUGUCUUGGCUGAGGAAUGUGGGUUUGUUUGUAACGUUUUCUCAGGGGUCCUUCACCCCAGAGGCUUUUUCCUUGCGUUUUUGCGUUCUCUUGUUUCAGGCAUCAGGAGGGAAGACGACGUCGGAGCCAGGCUUUGUGUCAGAGGGCAAAUGUUUUGUUGAAUGCACGAGUAAAGCACCUCUGUGUGUCAGGACACAGUCCUGCUCCUGGUGUGGAGCUGAUGGCAGAAUUUGGGUAUCAGCUAAAUGAGGAUGAGAUCUUGCUUUUAGAGCGAACACUCUCCCUCCCUAUGCCUUUCUUUCUCUUUUUUUCCCCCUUCUCCUCUUGCCCCUCAGUUUUGCACAGUGUCAGUCCCACUUGCUUCAGUCAGGGCAGUGUUGUGAAAUGGAAGUUACGCCAUGCAGUGAGCCUUGGAAUGCCACAGAGCUCUGGAGCAUGGGGAUAUGCUGCUACAUGGAACAGCUCAGUGCACCAGGGACACCUGCUAACCAAGGCUGCUCUUCCCAAAGAGCUGGGAAUGCCCCCUGUGAGCUGCACCCAGUCCUGCACCCAUGGACCUUGUUCUCAAGCUGAAAAGAGCUGCAGGUUUUGGGUUUAUUUUAUUUCAUUCAUUUCCCUCACUCAUCUCCUAGCUUGUGUACCUGAUGCUUUUAAACUUCAAUUUCCUGAAAACCACCCAAACUGGGAGAGCUCCCCAGGAUGGAAAAUGUUGGUGGAGGGUUUUUAGACUAAGGAAAGCUACAGAACACAAGAUCACAACUUGAUCUUUUGAUUUAUUUUUUUAAGGCUUUCAUUUUUAAUUUUAUUUUACGACUGUAAUUUUUAUGCAUGUGCUGAUGCUGCUAUUUUAUCCAUAGAUUGCUUCUAAACUUGGUAUUAGAAGCUUCAUCUCUACAGUUUGACAACAGGUGAGAGAUUGCACUUAAAAAGGAAAUGCAGCCAUUUCCAUGGCUCUUGACUGAAUAGACUUGUGUGGAUAAUCUGGAAUUCCACUCUUGCAUUCAGAGAGUAAAAACCAGUGACAUCAAUUCAUCAAAGUAUAUGUCAUUAUUUUCCCUUGAGCUUGGGGACCUUAUGGGGUCUGAACAUGCCCUUGGGAAGCCAAUGGGAUUGGAAUCUUAUUUUAUAGCACUUAAAUAAAGGAGAGGAUUACAUUUGGUUCCUACACAAGCAUCUUACUGUCUUUUUUUUUUUUUUAGAUUUAAUCCUGAGGACUUUGUUCCUUAAUUUUUUGUGCAAGGAGAUACCUGUACAAGGGUUGUUGGUAGUGACUGGUGUAUACUGGUGUUCCUCUUCUGUUUGCUGUGAUCUAUCUUGGUGGUUCCCAAUGUUUUCAUAGCUGGGCUUUGCUGCCAGUGCCUUCUGCCUGUCCGCAGCCUGUCACCUCCCCUUGCUCAUCCUCAGCCACCUCGGUGGGAUGCCCAGCAGUCACAUCUCACCUGUAAAUAUUGGCAAACUGGGAAAUAAUAUUGCAUCUAAUGGAUUUCACUGAGGAGACCUUUAAUAUUUAAAGCUGGCAAUGAUGUUGGAUCCUGGAAAGGUUACUGCUGUGGGCCUGAGCUCUGCACUGCUGCAUCCAGGUGCUAAACCCUGCCUGUUUGUGUGUCUGCCUGUGCUCAGCAUCCUCCAAGGGACCCUGGUCCUGCACCAGCUGAUCCAUCCCACUGGGACACUGGACCUUUUGCUGGGAUCCUGCUGCCUUGCACUGAAGAUUUAAGUACCCAGAGACAGGGAGUGAAAGUGGAGAUGGGGACUCAGCAGGUCUGAGGGCACAGGGGGCUCUGCACAUGGGAAAGACUGGCCAGGAGGAGGGACAGGCUCUGGAUACAACCUGGGCUGUGCUGGGGUGCCACCAGCACCUGCUGCACACCAGGGGCCAAGCUGGACAAACUGUCUUCCAAUCUGGGGGGGGAAAAAAGGACUUUCUCCAGCUGGUGUCCCCAGGGCAGGGCCAGGGAGUGGCUUUGGGACAAGGUCACAUCUCAGGAAGGCACCUUACCCCUGAGGGAGCACUGAUCAGCCUUAUCCCUGUGCAGUUCUGAGGUCUAAGCAAUGCUUGGGUUGUGCUCAAAGAGCUCUAGGAAUGCAGACAUGGGGUUAGUUCUUGUAUUUUUAAUAUGUGGUAAGAGUAAUUUGCUAAUCCAGGCAGCUGGGGUUAUUUUAUUGAUGCCCAAGGGGUGGGAGCUGGCAGGGCAAGGCUGCAGGAGGGCUGUUCUCAGCCUCAGUUAAUGCAACCAAACAAAUUAUAAUUUACAAAUUAACUCCAUGUCGUGUACCUUUAGUGGCAGCUAAAGCAUCACUUCAGUUUUGGAGGGGAAUGGAUGUUUUUUUAUCAUUAUCCCAAAAUGUACUUUGAAAUAUUUGCCCUUUCAGCUGAAAGAAAUCCUUCCAGAGCUGUUCCCACAGGUCCAGGAAGCAGCCAGAGUUGUACAGCUGAAAACUUGCAUGAAAUGAGAUGAAAAAGGUGCCCUGGCAGCAAGAGAAACACUCAGAGAGGCAAAAAUAGGCUCUACUUCUCACUCAGCUGUAAUGAAAUCCUUGUUUGGGUGUGUGUUAGAGCAGCUUGGAGCACUGCUGGUCCUGCUCUGAAGAAAGGAAGAGGCUGAAGAGAGUGUUUAUUUGAAAAUAAACAACUCUGGCAAGGCAGCACUUUUAGCUGUUGAGGAAAAGGAUCCUCCUUAGCUGGAUGGGUAAAUAUUUGUCUGCUUCUGUCUGUGAUUGAGGGGAUGGGGUUCAGUGUGGGCUCCAAGAAGCGAGAAGAGCUGGUGUGGGCACGUUCUGAUGCUUUUGUGUGUGCUCUGUAUUUUUCCCUUCCAAAUCCUCACUUGCCUGUGCUGUUCCUGGAGCACCAGGAUGGUCUGAACUGUGUUUGCUGUGCUCUGAGUCCCAGGGAAGGCUCUUCUUUCCCCCAGCACAAUAGCACCAUUGACUCUGUCAGCUUUUCCAGCUUGGGAAUGCUGAAGGACUUUGAGGGGAAUUUCUCUUUUGGGGGAAAUACAGGAGGUAGAUUUCUUUGUCUUGCUCAACUAAUGGCUCUAGGCCUUCACUUUGGGGGGUAGUGCUAAGCAAAAAUCCUGGCCUAGUCUCCCCUGUCUGGCAAGGAGGAGUUCUCAGUCCAUGUCUUUAACCCUUUGGGCAGGAAUGUGUUGCCAUGAAGGUCACACUUGCAAGUAAAUGAGGUUUUCAGCAUCAGGGCUGGUGGUGGGAAGGCAAACUUUGUGUCCAGCUGCAUCCAGAGGGAGCCCAGCAGGGGACAGUGGAGCUACCCCACACAAAACAAAUUGUGGCUCGACAAAACAACUCCCAGGAUGGGAUUUAAUUCCUUUUUUAUUGCCAGACUUGCAAGGAGGAGCCAGUGGGGGAAAUUUUGUGUUCCUUCAGCACAGCUCUGUGUCCUGAGGGCAUCAGCAGCUCUGCCACA
This is a messenger RNA of Manacus vitellinus (golden-collared manakin), 5373 nucleotides long. RefSeq names its product calcium/calmodulin dependent protein kinase kinase 1 (gene CAMKK1). Bases 84 to 1682 code for a protein of 532 amino acids. The record is from RefSeq and is a predicted model, not a curated record. Gene Ontology annotation, biological process: activation of protein kinase activity; CAMKK-AMPK signaling cascade; protein phosphorylation. Gene Ontology annotation, molecular function: protein kinase activity; ATP binding. Lineage: Eukaryota; Metazoa; Chordata; Aves; Passeriformes; Pipridae. The transcript is spliced from 15 exons.